Messenger RNA from Daucus carota subsp. sativus, 807 nucleotides. RefSeq names its product RNA-binding KH domain-containing protein PEPPER-like. Lineage: Eukaryota; Viridiplantae; Streptophyta; Magnoliopsida; Apiales; Apiaceae. The transcript has 7 exons. The record is from RefSeq and is a predicted model, not a curated record. Gene Ontology annotation, biological process: regulation of gene expression. Gene Ontology annotation, cellular component: cytoplasm; nucleus. Gene Ontology annotation, molecular function: mRNA binding. Bases 1 to 807 code for a protein of 268 amino acids.
AUGGACAAUGAUUCGGAAGACUACAUGAUGAUUGUGAACAAUCUGGAGAAAACUUAUGGACCUGUCAAAGUCAGAGAUACUGCGAGAAUAUAUUUGCUGUUGAAGCGAGUGCUUGCCAUCCUUGGAAGAGAUGAAGAAGCUGCCAAACAAAGUUUUGCUUUGGUGUGGUACAAGGAGCUCAAAACUUAUGCGACACUUGCACAAGAGAUUCUUGUAGGCGCUGAAGUCCCAACCUAUGUCAUCGAUCCAGAUGAAAAGGUUGUGGAAUUGGAAGGAGAGGCCAUCAAUGUUCUUAAAGCUCUUAAAUAUGUUGGUGGACACUUGAGAAAUUUUUUGGUGGAUCAUAGUGUUCUUCCUUUAUUUGAGAAGAAUAUGAUGCUGAACCCGACUACUCAAGCAGGAUCUGAUGGUAGUGAAUACUCUGAUCUUUCGGUAAAGCAGGAUGCACUUUUUGCUGAUCUCGAAAGGAAUGAGGACCCUGUAUCCUAUUUGUCUGGGUGGCCAUAUAAUGGACAAGCGGCUGGACUUCCAAGAAUAUCUUCUUUGGAGGUUGGACCUAUCAAUCCUCAGGUAGCACAAACAACGCAAGUUCCUCUCAUGUAUGCCCAUGGCAUUAUUGGAGUAGAUGGAUCAAAUAUCGCAUACAUCCGUCGGUAUAGUGGUGCUAUUGUGACUGUGCAAGAAAGCCCAGGUUUACCAGAUGAAAUAACCAUUCAGAUUAAGGGGACACCAUCAGAGGUUGAGGUUGCUCAGCAACUUAUUCAGGAAUGUGUUAGCAAGCUGGACGAAGAUCUCCUCAGGAGCUAA